Messenger RNA from Cladocopium goreaui, 4695 nucleotides. Lineage: Eukaryota; Dinophyceae; Suessiales; Symbiodiniaceae. The record is from the annotation of a GenBank genome assembly.
AUGCCUCACACACGUGAUGCAAAGCCACAUGACACGCGGCCAGAAACACAAGGACACACCCUUGACUGGCACCCUGCGCAACGACCCAUCGUGAAACGAAGCAUCCAGAGGGCAUAUGCCCGAUCCCUUGACCAAGGGGUCGCCUGGUAUCGUGGAAAGUGCUACACACCUGCAGACUUUCCCAAACAAUUGCAAUUGACCUAUAAACCCAAACCAAAGGUGAUUCAGGCAUCACCGCAAUGCAUUAUGCACUGCAACAAGAAGCAUCAGGACGCCAGAAGGUUCAGAGUUCUCAACUGGAAUGCUGGUGGACUAAGCGUCCAUAAAUUGGACGCUAUCAAGGUUUGGCUACUUCAUCAACAGAUUGAAGCAGCCUUCAUCACCGAGACACGCUGGACCUUUGAAAGCACGUGGAUGGAUGAAAACUUUCAUUAUGUGCAUACUGGAAACCCUGAUGAACGAGGUGCCGGCAUCUUAUGCAUUCUUGCCAGAACCUUUUGCAGUGCCAAUCACCUGCGCUGGAGAACGGUGCAACCAGGCCGCUUGCUUCAUUUGCAAGCGCAAAUGGACAAACGCUGCAUUGAUCUAGUUGGGUGUUAUCAGUACACCACUGCCAACACUCGGGCCAGAGCCAUUGCCAGAACACAAUUUUGGGAGCAUCUGGACCAGUUUUUGCAUGGGUUGGUUCUUCGCAACAUUUUGGUCCUGGCAGGAGACUUCAAUUGUGAUUUGCUGCAGCCUGCAUCGCGUAGUGGCCCUGCCCACUUCUCCUGGAGAAACACCCACACCUGCGGAGCCCAGCACAGUGAUAAUGGUAGGUUUACCUCACUCAUGCGCGAGCACAGCCUGACAGCUCUGAACACAUGGCACACCGGCCUUGGACCCACAUUCAUCAACGCAGAUGCAUGCUCACGCAUUGAUUUCAUAAUCACACGCAAACAUGUUGCUGAUGGAAUUUCAAAAGCAGAGACUCUGGCAGACUCUGGCCAUGCACCCAUGAUUGCACAGUUGCGCAGACAGUGGUACAACCCCAAGCAGCAAUCUUGGCAAUGGGGGGUCACGCCUGCACAGUAUGCCUUUCUCACUGAGAGAAUUGGAGACAGAAAUGUGCCGCAUACCGGCAUCCAAAGCAGUGGCGCGCCCUUGUGCCCCUGGCACAGCUUGGCGCUCUGUCGCAAUGAGCAUUGCACCGCUGUUGUAUGCCAGAUUGGAAGCAUGGUGGAACCGGCGCAUCCACAGUUCACCAUGCUGCCCAUUUGGGCAUACCUCCCCGGCAGAUCAACGCAAGAUGCGUUGCGACGAGACACAGCCACCAAGACGCCUUGGCCCAAAAUCGUGUUGCUCCCCCUGUUGCAUGGCUUCUGGACUCGAUUGACAGUCUACAGAGGACCGGAAUUUCUUGUGCAGCCUGCGGAAAGUGAAGUGCCCACUGCGCUUUACCAAUGCCAGCAGUGUGAUUUCAGCACGCCAGAUGUACUUCUUGCAGGCCCUGCUGGCUGCUGGAAACAACCAGAUCGGCCACUUGUCUCUGACCCGGCCCUGACACCAGCAAUGUUCACAGAUGCAAUGGACAACCCUGUCCGUGGAUGCCACCCAUUGACAGAUGCAGACCUUCGGAAUCUGUUGAAUCAGGAGUGGGGACGCAGAGUUCUCACCAUUGUGAGCUCACGCAACUGGCACCACAUGCUGAAGGAGACCGCUGCGUGUCAGUACCUGGCCAACAGAUGCUGCCUUUGUGACCAAUCCUUGGGACGCAUACAGGACCUGCACCGACACUAUAAGUUGCAACAUCCAGAAUACUGGCCACAUGUUCAGACAAAAGGCAUUCAGCUUAGCAACCUGCACACCAGUGAGGAGCCACCAUGUCGAUUCUGCAACUGGCCGUUCAAGACGAGCCACCAGUGCCCCAUAUGGCUGCAGUUGGCCAUGAUGCUGAUAUACGGCGGAGGUGUCCUGAACCCAGAGCAGCCACCGGCCAUUCAGCGAUGUGAGAUUUGCGCAGAAAGCUUUCCCAACAGUGAGUCAUUGCAUGUUCACCUGGUGACCGAACACCGCCUGAUCAGCAGCAGCUUCAACGCUGCCAGAGACAGCUUGGAGGGAGAACCGGUUUGUGCCCAUUGCAACACCAUGUAUGACAACAUGGAAUCCUUGCGGUCACACAUAAGCCAAAGCCGAUGCCUCAAUUUUGACCCUGCAUUGCCGACAGAAGUGCUUGAUGUAAGACCUGAAUGGAUUGCAGCUCUGUGUCAGGGUAAACUUGCAGAUCAUCUGCGCAAUGCACAUGUCAGACUCCAGCUGACUUUGCGGUGUCAGCACUGUCGAGCCAAGUACACUCGAUCAGCUGACCUAUCAGGUCACCUCCAAGCCUCGCAUGGAUCUCUAUGGUCUGCGGCUCAACCGCUCACUGGUCACCUUGUUGCCCUGCUGUACGAACAGACGGGCUGCUUAUGCAACCCUAGCAUCAGCAGUCAUCGCAGUCAUCACACGUGUCUUCCCCUGACACAGCUGUCGAUGCUUUACAUGCGCCUGACCAAACCCAUACUGUAUACCCAUGUCCCAACGGAAGAGGAAUUGGCCACCAUGUACUCCAGGCAUUUGCACAGGGAACUCAUAUUUUUGCUAGAGAAGGCAAUCACCGAAGGUCCCAUUGACAUGCACUGGAAGCAUUCUCAGUUGGUGAAGCUGCUGAGGGAUACCUGUGUGCUCUGCGCUGCUCCGAUGCACCCUGCAGACCUGGUCAUCCACUUGCACGAGGUGCACAACUGCAGACAGCCACUCAUCAAAUUUCUUAUUCAGCAACUCAUGCCACACUAUGUUGCGGAACAAGAAGGAGAUUUCCAAUGUUUUGCCUGUGCACAAGUGUACAAUACACCUGUGGCUGAUGACUCAUCUGACACUGCGGCAGCUCGGCUCCAAGUCACCCAGGCUCAUUUGAGAGCUCAGUGCCCGCAUUUGCUGCAGACUGCCAUUAUCCUUGGCAAAGCUGCCAGUGGCACCUAUGGACGACGCCGAAAUGCCAGACCAGACCGAGAUGACAGAGCAGAUUUGGACAGCCUUCCAGAACAUGGCACCGCUGAUCGACAAGCGCUGCCUCCCAAGAUCAACCUGGCACUGGCCAUGACACAGCUGGCAAAACUGGCCCUGCAAUUGGACAGGGAAAUGCAGCUGCUGAAGAAAGAGGACACAUUCCUUUUCUUUUUCGGCAACAAAGGGAGCGACAGCUGUCUUCACCUCCUCAUGCAGACCACGGAGACAUGGGCCCAGGAACACCAAGCCCAGAAGCAGGCCAAUCAGGCCACCACCAUGAUUCCGUUGAGGCUCAAGCUCAUGCAGGUGAUCUUCACAACGCUUCUGAAGAAGCUGGACCAGCUGGGGGCUGCCGCGCCGGAAUCGGAGCUGCUGCUCAUGGCCCAGAAGAACCUGGUGUUGCUGCCGGACAAGACUUGCCCCUACCUCGAGUGGGAUCACCAGAACAAGAGACUUCGGGCCAGCCAGAAACGGCCUUUGACUUUGAAGCAUGUGCACCAACUUUGCACCGAUAUGUUGGAGGCCCUGAGCGACAUCAACCUGGUGACCAAGUUCCACUCCCUGCCCAUCAGCAAAAACACAGAGACGACGACAUGGAAACUCCAACUCAGCUUGAGACAGGAUCAACCUUGGCAGCUGAUGCAGAUGCUUUCUCACUCGGCCAUCUGGCUGUUGAUGGGGGGAUCGCUGAAACCGCACAGUUUGACCCAGAGCCCAGUGGCACACCAGCUCCAACAUACCCUGGGCAUGUCGAACCACGGCAAAGGGAACAUUUGUUUUGCAAAUGCAGCCAUCCUUUCUUUCAUGUGGACGACGUUGUCCACUCAUCCAUGUGACUUCCAAUCCUGGGGAAAGCAACGACAGAUGCUGACAGACUUUCUUUUGGCUCAUCAUGACACGCAUGCCAAUUUAUGUGAACAAAGAUGGUUUCAAGAAAUUCUGCGUUGCUGGGGCAGAUUGCAACAGGAUGCUGAUCCUGGCCAGAUUUCACAACAGGAUGCUGCAGAGUUCAUUCAAGUCUGGCUGACCCAGCUGGACACCACUGCUUUUGACAUGCGGUGGGAACGGCGCUUGGAAGAAAAUGAUGGAGUUCAUGUUUUUGAUAACAGUGGACAACACACGCCAAUUUGCCUUCGAUUUGAUGACAGACUUGCUACUGCCCACUGCUGUGACAUGACCCAACUGAUCCUUCUUUGGUGCCAGGUCGACGGUAUGAAGACGGCUCUCCUGAAUGCGCCGCCCUGUUUGUGCAUCCACCUUGACAGAUGCAUGCCUGAUGACGCAGGACAGAUUCACAAGAGUGAGUGUUUGAUCAACCUUGACACCUGCUGUUUGAUGCCCCUCUUUCAGGGUACAGGACUCACGACAGAACCUGUGGAAUAUCAGAUAGUUGCUCUCAUGGCACACCUGGGCAGUGAUGGACAAGGCCACUACCGUGCAGCCUUGCGCAUAGCUCAGACAUUGAUCAGUGAAACGACCCCGGCGGAGUGGCUGCUGACAGAUGAUUGGACACACCCAGUGCCCACAUGGAGAGUCCCCAACUGGAUGAUUCGCACUGCCAACAUCUUCUGGCUGGUGCGCACAGACCUGCUUCAGCUGUAUCGAUAUGGCCUACGCAUGCCUCAAGGAGACAGCACCCAGACCAGCCAUGCAACACCAGAGACAUAG